Molecule: messenger RNA, 2214 nt
Organism: Staurois parvus
Lineage: Eukaryota; Metazoa; Chordata; Amphibia; Anura; Ranidae
Source: the annotation of a GenBank genome assembly
CAGGCCUUGGAAGAGGCUCAGAAAGCCAUACAGCAACUCUUUGGCAAGAUCAAAGACAUCAAAGACAAAGCUGAGAAGUCUGAGCAAAUGGUGAAAGAAAUCACACGGGAUAUUAAACAGCUGGACCAUGCCAAGCGCCAUCUGACCACAUCCAUUACAACCCUAAACCAUCUACACAUGCUGGCUGGAGGAGUAGACUCUCUGGAAGCAAUGACAAGAAAAAGGCAGUAUGGGGAAGUUGCCAACCUCCUACAAGGGGUAGUGAACGUCUUGGAGCACUUUCAGAAGUAUAUGGGUAUUCCUCAGAUUCGCCAGCUAUCAGAAAGAGUUAAAGCUGCUCAAACUGAACUUGGACAGCAGAUUCUAGCUGAUUUUGAGGAGGCAUUUCCAUCUCAGGGUACAAAGAGACCUGGAGGACCCAGCAAUGUCCUGCGUGAUGCUUGCUUGGUAGCUAAUGUCCUGGAUGUCCGGAUUAAACAAGAGAUCAUCAAGAAAUUCAUCAGGCAGCAUCUUUCUGAGUACUUGGUGCUUUUUCAAGAGAACCAAGAUGUGGCGUGGCUUGACAAAAUUGACAGGCGCUAUGCUUGGAUUAAACGUCAGCUUGUGGAUUAUGAAGAGAAGUAUGGCCGCAUGUUUCCUGUGGACUGGUGCAUGACAGAGCGCAUUGCUGUUGAGUUUUGCCAUAUAACCAGAAAUGAUCUUGCAAAAAUCAUGAGGACAAGAGCAAAGGAAAUUGAGGUGAAGCUUCUGCUCUUUGCUAUUCAGAGAACCACUAACUUUGAGGGUCUCCUAGCAAAAAAGUUCUCUGGCUGUACCUUGACUGACACUGUUGUGAAAAAGCCAGAGCCCCAAGCUCCAGUUUCUACCAAUCCCUUCCUAGAUGAUGACAACAUAGGAGAUGAGUCAGCUCUCGAAAGAGAUGGUGACCUUGAUAAGCCAAAGAAGCCGAAAGUACCAGAGAAUCCCUUCCAUGGCAUAAUUUCUAAGUGUUUUGAGCCCCAUCUAUAUGUGUACAUCGAGUCACAAGACAAGAAUCUCGGUGAGUUAAUUGACCGGUUUGCUGGGGAUUUCAAGGCCCAAGGUCCACCAAAGUCUACUUCAGAGGAUGCUGGAGCUGUGUUACCAAGCUGUGCAGACUUGUUUGUGUACUACAAAAAGUGUAUGGUGCAAUGUUCCCAGCUGAGCACAGGAGAGCCAAUGAUUGCCCUUACCACUAUAUUCCAGAAGUACCUGCGGGAAUAUGCCCUGAAAAUUCUUUCUGGUAAUCUCCCCAAAACCAGUAGCAGCAGCACAGGCCUUACUAUCACCAGUCUUCUGAAGGAAAAAGAAGGCUCAGAAGUUGCCAAAUUCACCACCGAAGAGCUUUGCCUGAUAUGCAGUAUACUGAGUACAGCAGAGUACUGCCUGGCUACAACACAGCAAUUGGAAGAGAAGCUAAAAGAAAAAGUUGACGUGACAUUGACAGAAAGGAUCAACCUGACAGCGGAGAUGGAUACUUUCAGCACUGUAAUUUCAAAUAGUAUUCAGCUUCUUGUGCAAGAUUUAGAUUCUGCUUGUGAUCCAGCACUUACUGCAAUGAGCAAGAUGCAGUGGCAGAAUGUGGAACAUGUUGGGGAUCAAAGCCCAUAUGUUACAUCGAUCAUUCUACACAUCAAGCAGAAUGUUCCCAUUAUUCGAGAUAACCUGGCAUCUACCAGAAAGUACUUUACACAGUUCUGUAUCAAGUUUGCUAACUCUUUCAUACCAAAAUUCAUCAACCACCUUUUUAAAUGUAAACCUAUCAGUAUGGUGGGAGCUGAACAGCUUCUACUUGAUACUCAUUCCUUGAAAACUGUUCUACUGGAACUGCCAUCCAUUGGUUCUCAAGUAAUAAGGAAAGCUCCAGCCAGUUACACAAAGAUUGUAGUGAAAGGCAUGACCCGGGCUGAGAUGAUCCUAAAGGUUGUGAUGGCGCCACAUGAACCCUCUGUUGUGUUUGUGGAUAAUUAUAUCAAACUGCUUGCUGAUUGCAACACGGAAACAUUCCAAAAGAUACUGGAAAUGAAGGGCCUGAAAAGAAGUGAACAGAGUGCAAUGCUUGAGCUGUUUCGACAGCGACUCCCAACACCUCCUUCUGGUUCUGAAAACAGUACUGUCGCUCUGCAGACUCCGACGCCUGAGCAGGAGUCGUCACGGAUCCGAAAACUGGAAAAACUCAUCAAGAAGCGGCUUUAA